Messenger RNA from Staurois parvus, 474 nucleotides. The record is from the annotation of a GenBank genome assembly. NCBI's taxonomy places the organism in Eukaryota, Metazoa, Chordata, Amphibia, Anura, Ranidae.
AUACAGGACAGGAGAAGUGGUACUGUGCAGAGUCUGUACAGGACAGGAGAAGUGGUACUGUGCAGAGUCCGUACAGGACAGGAGAAGUGGGACUGUGCAGAGUCCAUACAGGACAAGGGAAGUGGAACUGUGCAGAGUCCAUGCAGGAUAGGAGAAGUGGGACUGUGCAGAGUCCACACAGGACAGGAGAAGUGGGACUGUGAAGAGUCCACACAGGACAGGAGGAAUGGGACUGAGCAGAGUCCAUCCAGGACAAGAGAAGUGGGACUGUGCAGAGUCCAUACAGGACAGGAGAAGUGGGACUGUGCAGAGUCCAUACAGGACAAGAGAAGUGGGACUGUGCAGAGUCCGUACAGGACAGGAGAAGUGGGACUGUGCAGAGUCCAUACAGGACAGGAGAAGUGGGACUGUGCAGAGUCCGUACAGGACAGGAGAAGUGGGACUGUGCAGAGUCCAUACAGGACAGGAGAAGUG